Messenger RNA from Carya illinoinensis, 963 nucleotides. RefSeq lists its product as uncharacterized. The transcript has a single exon. The coding region runs from base 1 to 963 and encodes 320 amino acids. The record is from RefSeq and is a predicted model, not a curated record. Gene Ontology annotation, molecular function: zinc ion binding; nucleic acid binding. NCBI's taxonomy places the organism in Eukaryota, Viridiplantae, Streptophyta, Magnoliopsida, Fagales, Juglandaceae.
AUGGCUGCUGAAAAACCUGCAUCAAUUUUUUUGGAUUUUGCAAAUAUUAUCAACCCUUACCGCCUGGAUCAUGGGGACAAUCUCUCCAUUCCCUUGGUCCCUGACCUUCUCACCUUAGAGAAUUAUACAAAUUGGUCAAGAGCUAUGUGUAGAGCUCUUCGUGUCAAAAACAAGCUUGGUUUCAUCAAUGGAACCUUAACCAAACCAAAAGACCCUGCUGAUCCACUCAAUGAUGCCUGGGAGAGAUGCAAUGACUUAGUGGUCUCCUGGCUACACAAUUCCAUUAACCCCACUCUCAAAUCCAGUAUUGCAUUGGUGGAUGAUGCAAAUCAAAUAUGGGGAGAACUAAAAGAGCGUUUCACUCAACAAAAUGGGCAUAAAAUCUUCCAACUCAAAAAGGUUCUCAUAGGUUUGCACCAAGACAUUGAUUCAGUAAGUGUUUAUUUUGGCAAACUUAAAACUAUUUGGGAUGAACUCCUCAUAUUUGACCCAAUGCCUGAUUGUAAUUGUGGCAAACUUGCUGUCUUAAACGAUAGAUACCAAAGAGAUUGUGUCAUACAAUUUCUUAUGGGUUUAAAUGAGUCUUUUAAUGCCACCCGUGACCAGAUUAUGCUACUAGAUCCCUUGCCUCCUGUAAACAAAAUAUUUUCCAUGGUUCAGCAGCAAGAGAUGCAGCAUCUUGUGCUUAAAGGUACCCCUUCACCUGAUUCAAUGGCCCUUGUUGUCAAGCAGCCAUACACAACAUAUAAGCCCUUUUCCAAACCACUUCAACCUUUCAAACGAGAUAGGCCCUUUUGCACCCAUUGCAAAAUACAAGGACAUACCCUGGACAACUGCUUCAAAGCAGGAAAUGCCCAAGCCCCCAUUUGCAUUCAUUGUCAUAUGAUAGGCCAUCUAGCAGAUAAAUGCUACAAAGUGCAUGGUUAUUCACCUGGGCAUAAACUUCAUGGCAAACCCAAAUAG